This is a messenger RNA of Aspergillus ochraceoroseus IBT 24754, 560 nucleotides long. RefSeq lists its product as uncharacterized. Bases 29 to 382 code for a protein of 117 amino acids. The transcript has a single exon. Gene Ontology annotation, cellular component: endoplasmic reticulum membrane; endoplasmic reticulum. Gene Ontology annotation, biological process: intracellular protein transport; endoplasmic reticulum to Golgi vesicle-mediated transport. NCBI's taxonomy places the organism in Eukaryota, Fungi, Ascomycota, Eurotiomycetes, Eurotiales, Aspergillaceae. The record is from RefSeq and is a predicted model, not a curated record.
CAGAGCGGCUGCUCUUGGAGCUGAUCGCAUGGAGGUCCAGGCCCGCAAGUUCUACUCGCAACGUAAUAUGUACCUUUGCGGAUUCACUCUCUUUUUGUCUCUCAUUCUCAACCGUACCUACAUCAUGAUCCUCGAAGUUCUGCGCCUUGAGGACCGCGUCAAGCUUCUCGAGGGUGAUAAGAAGGCUGGUGGCAAGGACUCUGCGCGUCUUGCUCAGGCUGGCGAUAUGGGCGAGAUUGGUCGUCUUAAGAAGGAGCUUGAGGCCAAGAACCGUGACAUCGAAACUCUCAAGAAGCAGUGCGAGGGCCUGACUCGUGAAUACCAUAGCCUGGGCGAUCAGGUUGCGGGCAAGUCUGACGAGGGUUCUAAGAAAGACCUAUAAGUCACUGUGGGUUAUUUCAAGGAGCACAACUUUGAACCGCAAUGAGCGAGGUUUACCAAAAUUGUCAACAAAUUGCACUUGGAGGCCCAUAAAGGAAUGGGGAUGCCGAUCGGGUGACACCAUCCUUAUAGGCUUGGAUUUUCCCAGCUUAGAAACUGGGUUAUUGGUGAAGGAUUAG